Molecule: messenger RNA, 2410 nt
Organism: Aphanomyces invadans
Lineage: Eukaryota; Oomycota; Saprolegniomycetes; Saprolegniales; Verrucalvaceae
Exons: 6
Coding region: 1-2022 (673 amino acids)
Source: RefSeq, a predicted model, not a curated record
AUGGUAUGGGCGGCCAUCUCGAAACUCACUGGCGACCUCCAAGGUGCGGCGGCCAGUGGUCUGAACACCGUUGCAGACACCGUUCCCGUGCAUUGGGUGCUUGCCACGCUCUUGGAUCUGUUUCGUGAGUACCCGAAUGGCGUGACCGAUGCAGUCGUGCGAACAGAGCUCCUCGUGCGGUGGAAGCUGCACAGAUCACACGAUUCGAAACAUGGGUCAGGGUGGACGACGGAUGAUAACGAGGUCACAUGCGCACAGAUUACCGAGUACUUGGCGUCGCAGCAGAUCCUCGUGCUACGUGAAGCAAUAUCCACUGACUUGGACACUAACGAGAAAGGCACUGUCGUCAACUCCACCAAGCAACACCCCAUGCACUUAUUUUUACACCAGCGGUUCCAUCGGUACUUGCCUUCCUGCAUAACCGCUUCCAUGCAUCCGUUCAAUACCAUGCGCCGGGUUUUGCUCACUGCGCUGCAGCCUUUCGAAAGGCGACUUCCUCGAAGCUACAAGCAAUGCCUGCCCACCGAGAACAUGGUAAUCAUUCUCGACCCGUCCAACGACUCGUGGGACCGCGCGCUGGUUGAUGGCGCAUCAUGCAUCUCCACCUUGCGAACGUUGCAUGCCAUCCCUUCAGACCAACUCCACGUCCAGCUUCUUCGAAUGCAGGUCGUGGCCGUUGAGCCGUGUCGGUCGUGCGCGUCCGCGGUGAACGCUAGCCGUCGACUUUCCAUCGUUGUAGCUGCAUGCGAUGCCAGCCACACGUUUUUGAUUGUAUUGUGGGACAACCAGACGCACCUCGGCGCAGCGUUUCAUCCGGGAGACACGUUAAUCAUGGACUGCCCGUACUUGAACGUUAGAGAUUCCGCCAACAGUGAGCACCAAGCCAUCUUCUACGAGAGCCCCGGCCAUGCCUCGCACUUGUUCAUGGAGUAUGGGUCUUCAACGAUCCUCUUUGUCGUUCCUGCUCAAACUUUCCUCGCCGAAGUUGUGACACAACCCAACAAGGUCGCAUUCACUGCUCCGGUGGACCCAGUGACCAAGUUCUCCAACUUGGCAGGGUACCCCCUACUUCUAGACGAGUGGACCGCCUUGCCCGAGAACUGCUACAACGCGGCGUUUCUCGGGCAAGUCGCGCACGUCCAUGUGGGCCAUGCCAGCCCGUUGCGGCAGCAGUUUGCCGCAACUUACUUUGGCGUCAACGGCAUGGCCUCGUCGCUAGCCGAUACCUCGCCGACCGUCGUUUUGACGCUGCGCUCGCUGCAGCCGCCGUUUCCACUGCUGUCGAUCGAAGUCACGGGCGCGGACCAAGUGGCAUGUGCGCUGGCCACAUGUGACGUAGGCCACCUCGUGUUGGCACAAAACGUCGUGCUCGUCAAAAGUGGCCACACCACGAUGGGUCUCUGUGCCGACUGGUCAUUGCUGCAUCCAGCAUUUUCGAAUGGUCAGGUCGUAUUCUGGAACGUGCUGCGCGGGUAUUUGAACUCGCCAGACUUUUAUUCCGUGAUCCUGUUGUCGCAAUUGCGACCUCGAACGACGUCUCCGUCGACCGUAGCGUCACCGCUGGCAGUCGUCCGCGUCAGUUUUGUCUCGAGUGAAUGGCUCGAGCCAUCUGCCACCACCAUCAUCCACCGCGGCUGCCGUCGGAAGAUUCACCCGCCGAAGAAAAACGACGCCGGAUGGACGUGUGACUUUUGCAACGUCUCGUGGAGUGACGCCCGACGGAACAUCGCGAUGGGGUUCAGCAGCCUCGCGAUUCAGAUGGAAGACGGGUCGGCCAGCGUCCGCGCUGUCAUGGACUCGAGGUCGAUCGAUCAACUGCUCGGGUGCACAGCGAUGGCUUUCGACCAGCUCCCAUCAACCGACCAGACUGCUCUCGUCAACCAAACGUGCUCGGCAGGGCUAGUGUACGUCGCGAUCGUGUCGCCAUGUCCAAGUGUUCACAACAUCGUGUGGCGCAUCGACCAAGCGAUUCCACUCGACAGCCAAGUUCCAAACCAAAUCAUUCAGUUGACAAAGGCCUAGAGGUAUCGUUGUGGUCGCCCGAAUCGGUCGAGAUUCGAGUGGAUGGCUGCGAGGCGCGUGGUACAUUCUGAACAAGAGCCGAAUCCCCAUCGUUGUUUGCGUCCCCUUCGACCGUUGUCGCGAGCACGCGUGCGGGACACAAUGCACAUGCGCAUCGGUGGACUCUCGCGCUCAAAACGACCCACUCGAGUUGGUGAUGCUCGCCGUUCGGGUGCAUGACGUGGCAGUGCCGGCUGCACCAUCGGCAAAUCGGCACGACGUUGCAUGUGGCGCAACGAUACUGCAUUCCAAACGGUGCAUACUCGGAUCGGUGGACGUGGUCGCACUCACAUCGGCCGCCCAUCGCAGCCGCCACGAUGUCUAGCAAAAUGGUUUCGAUGCACUUUCA